Trichoplusia ni (cabbage looper) is the source of this 2092-nucleotide messenger RNA. Its product is annotated as TLD domain-containing protein 1-like. The transcript is spliced from 10 exons. The coding region runs from base 186 to 1568 and encodes 460 amino acids. The record is from RefSeq and is a predicted model, not a curated record. NCBI's taxonomy places the organism in Eukaryota, Metazoa, Arthropoda, Insecta, Lepidoptera, Noctuidae.
UUAUUAAUUUUGUCAAAAAAUAUUGAUUUAUUAUUUCAAUAAUUUCAGCGGCAUGCUAUCUUUAUAAGUUAGAAUAACAAUGUGGAAUACUCGAGAUUAUGUGUUGUAAAAGUUUUCAAUAUAAUAAACAAGUAUUAUUGUGUGCGGUGUAGAGCAACUGUCGUUAUUAUUUUUAUCGAUAAAGAAUGGGCAACACAAGCAAAAAGCUUGCUGCGAAAUGCACACUCCUUACGAAAGACGAACAGAAGUACCUAGCGACCACCUUCAGGUCAGCCAGCAAGAACUCGGACAAAAUACGAGAGGAGGAUCUCAUCGUGAGUGGAAAAGUAGACGCAGUGUUACUAGAAAGAUUCUGGGGUCCCCAAAUAGAUCCCCGCCUGGCGCAGUACCUGUCGAACUUCCUGUUCGGCUCGGGGGCAGAGAAGGCGCCCUCCUGCGACUUCAACCGAUUCGCAGAGUUGUACGUUUAUAAUGUAAGAGGUACAACAGACGAGAGGAUGAUGGUGACAUAUAACAGUCUCGGCAAGGACUACAACGACUCCGUGGAGCUCCCUUACCAGUUACUAAGAGAGUACUGCGAAAGCAUAGCUUCGACAUUCAUCAAAGUACUGAAGUCGUCUUCGUCGAAGCGUGCUCAAGUGUGGAUUACGAAGGGUUUCCGCGGGCGCGCGUCGCAUGUGCAGGCGCUCGGCGAGGCGGUCGCUGCUAGUGUUAACGGUGACGCCGAUGUGGCUAUCAACCAGUGCACUGCCACACAACUGUCUAAAUGGCUCCAGUUCAACACGCUCCUGCUGCAGAUGACGGAGGUGGUGUUCGUGAACCUGUACGGUAUCGAGAGCAAGCCGGACGAGGGCCCGGCGCCCGUCGCCAUGCCGUCGCUGCUGCCGAUGCCUGACGGUCUGGACGCGAUGCCGGACUACCCGGCCUUCAUCGACCUGUCGCACAUCGUGUGGCUCAACUCUCACCUGCCGCAGCAGCACCAGCACAAGUGGCGCUUCCUCUUCUCCUCGCACAUCCACGGCGAGUCCUUCUCCACUAUGGUCGGCCGUAUCCUAGACCAGGGCGCCUCCCUGAUCAUCAUCGAGGACAACUCGGGCUACAUCUUCGGGGGCUACGCGCCCGCCUCGUGGUCCCUGGGCCCCAACUUCACGGGCACCGACGACUCGUUCCUGUUCACAGUUGCCCCCAAGAUGCGUGUCUACCCAGCGACGACCUACAACAAUCAUUAUCAGUAUAUCAAUCACCACGCUAAGACGUUGCCGAAUGGACUGCUAAUGGGCGGUCAGUUCAACUUCGGCGGUAUAUUCGUGAACGCGGACCCGUUCGGCGAGGGCACGUGCGCGGAGUCCUGUACCACGUACAAGGGCUACAAGAGGCUCAGCAAGGAGCCCACAUACAGGAUCCGGAGCCUCGAGGUCUGGGGCGUCGGGGACAAGCCACUUAUACACAAGGAUUCGGACGAGCGUGAUCUGAGCGUCCUGGACACGAACCCCGAAGCCAAAGCCAUCCUGGACAUGGCCGGGCGCACGCGACACAGCGAGGGCAUCCGCGAACCGCCGCCGUUAUAAUGCUAGCACCCUGUAUAUAAAUACUUUAAUUUAUUACAUUACGUACAGGGUGUGAUCGAAAUGCGUGGAUUUUAGGUAAGUUAUUUACGGUUGGUCUGGUUUUGAAUGUUUUUUCUGCUCUGAGAAACAACUAGAAUAACUUAAAAUGUAAAAAUCUUUAUGAUUAUGUUUACCGCUAUGGUAAAAUGAUUUUUGGGAAUGUACUAUGACUUAAUAAAUGAAAUUGUUCAUUCUCAUAUGCAGAAACUGUAUUUAGAAUCACUAUGCAUUUCCUUCACACCCUGUAUGUAGUCUACUUUAACCUAUAUUUACAAAUUAUGUAUUCGUAAACACUACGAACAAAAACAACCUGUAUUUAUUAAGUAAUGAAUACACUCUGUAUAUCUAAUACUAGCUUUUAUUAUACUUUUACUGUAUUUUACAAAUUUAUUGUAUUAUUAUACUAAAUAACAAAAUAUCCUGUAUGUUUCACAGGUACUGUACAAAAUAAACCUUAAGUCUAUGACGGACGGUUGAUAAUCGAA